Messenger RNA from Ailuropoda melanoleuca (giant panda), 680 nucleotides. RefSeq names its product ubl carboxyl-terminal hydrolase 18-like. The record is from RefSeq and is a predicted model, not a curated record. Gene Ontology annotation, biological process: protein deubiquitination. The transcript has 3 exons. NCBI's taxonomy places the organism in Eukaryota, Metazoa, Chordata, Mammalia, Carnivora, Ursidae. The coding region runs from base 231 to 665 and encodes 144 amino acids. Gene Ontology annotation, molecular function: cysteine-type deubiquitinase activity.
CUUACCUACCUGUGAUGUGUUUUCACAGAAUUCCCACCAAAGCUGACUCAUGUGAGCUCUUCCUGGAAGCAUGCAGUCCUGAAGACAGGCUUGGCAGCCAGUGACCUGGGGAUUUUGGAGUGAUCGCUAAUGAGUCAGGUGUUGGGGUCCCUGAGGGAAUUUGCCAGUGCAUCCUGGCUGAGUCUCAGCAUUUCUCAGCAGAACCCAUUGAGAAGAAGGAAGAGAACAACAUGAAGCGGAAGAAGGAGCAGCUAAGGGAGCGCAUCAGUGCCUGGGACUGUCCUCACGGCCCGGUUGGUUUACACAACAUUGGACAGACCUGCUGUCUUAACUGCCUGAUUCAGGUAUUAAUUAUGAAUGUGGGUUUCACCAAGAUAUUGAAGAGGAUAACAGUACCAAGGGGAACAGAAGAGCAGAGAAGAAGUGUCCCCUUCCAGUUGCUCUUGCUACUGGAGAAGAUGCAGGACAGCCGGCAGAAAGCAGUGCAACCUAUGGAGCUUGCCUACUGUCUCCAGAAGUACAACGUUCCAAGUAAGAUAGCCUUCUCAGCUCUGAGAGCGAGGAAGAGGGAGGAGGUUGGGGAAGGGAAAAGAGGGAGGGGGAGUGCCUCAAAGAAUGAGUCAGGAGCUGUUCCCUCCUGUUCUUUGUUUUGGAAGAGUUUGUGAAAGGAUAGAUAUUAA